AUGAAAUCCUCCAAGCUCAAGCGGCAGAAGAUCUCUGUACACAAUCACAAAGCUACAGCAGCCACUCCUGAAGCACAGUCUCCACUCUCGGGCAACGCUUCGGCCUACCAUGCACCAGUCGAUUCCGUUCACUAUGGAACAGUCCACAAUUCCAACCACUACCACAACUACACUUUCAAUCUAGGUGGUGUAAGCUCAGAGACACUGUCAACUUUGUUGUCCAACCUACCCUCUGGAAAUACAGCAGCACUUGCUCGUACUGCCACAUCAUCAAACUUGAAAAGAAAGCCCGACGAUGAAACAGAAACACCCCGCAGUCCUUCCGAGGUGCAGACUGAAGAAGAUGAUGGCUCUGGUCCAAAGCCUCCCGGCAAAAGCGUCAAUUCAUCCAGACCCUUCUCAAGAAAAUCAAAGCUUGCCAUUGGAGUCAAAAAGUCUGCCUUGGGUCCAAAACAAAAAGUCACCAACACGACUAAAACGGUGCACGGCGCUUCAAAGAGACAGGUUGAUGCUGCUGCUGCUACUGAUGAUCCUGAAGAUUCUGAUUAUGAUGAUGAUAAUGCCACUAGUCUGAAUUCUUCUCCCCUCAGAAACGCCAAUCCAUCCAGAUCCAGACUCUUCUCAAAAAAGCCACGUCCUACUAUGGGAAUCAAGCAGUCUGCCUUGAGCUCAAAGCAAACGGCCCACAACACGACCGAUAAAUCCCAUUCGGUCACCGGUGUGGAUGAUGAUCGUUCUGGUCGGCAGCUCUUUCCUCUUCGCACAAACAAAGCAAAAUCAAACCUUGAGACAUCCAGCCACUCUGAUCUCUCCAGUGAGUUCGGUACAAAAGCAAUCCUCGACGGUACAAGCCAGGUCUUAAGCCAUAAUCUUCUGCCAGGCAUGAAGCCAGAAGACUAUCGUUGGCCCCCUGAUGACCAAACCAAGUCUCUAGAUGAUCGAGUCUCCACAUUGUAUACUGCAUUGAAAGAAUACCAUCGCAAAUUCCCACACGGCAUACUCUUAUCAGCAACACCACCAGUGUAUCUGGACUGGAAGGUCAUCAAAGAACUGUCUCCCACAAAGAGCUUCUCCAAUACUAUGAUCCGAAAUCUGAUCAUGUGGUACCCAUUUCCCCGCGAUGUCAUACCUAUCAUACGUGGCUAUGAGAAUGAGACAUUGAACAAAUUAACGGACAAGGUCAAUGCAGUGUGGUUCUUUGAAGUCAGAGCUCACCAUUGGUUUCUAAUCCACAUGAAAUUGAGGCGGACUUCAAGACGUACAAGUUCAGGGGAUAUCCGCAUCUACGAUCCACUCAAUAAAAUGGAUGAAGAGGCAAUGGAGAACCAGUGUUCGGAUGCAACGAAAAUCGUCACAACAACGGCGCAUACCCUUCAGGCAUACGAUUGGGAGUUCGCCCAAUGGAAGUUCAAGCAAAUGAAGCACCGCAUUCCCCACACUGCCGCCAGUUGUGGUCCAAGAGUCGUUCAGGAUGCGUUGAUUCUAAUGACAAGACCAGAAGCCAUGGGAAAGGAUCGAUCUCCAGAUGUCCAACUUCGCAUCGGUCACUACACACGACUGAGGGCUUUAGCAAUGAACUAUGAACGGCAGCAUUCGCGGAAUAUUGACCUCAGAUAA
This is a messenger RNA of Exophiala bonariae, 1617 nucleotides long. RefSeq lists its product as uncharacterized. NCBI's taxonomy places the organism in Eukaryota, Fungi, Ascomycota, Eurotiomycetes, Chaetothyriales, Herpotrichiellaceae. The record is from RefSeq and is a predicted model, not a curated record. Bases 1 to 1617 code for a protein of 538 amino acids. The transcript has 2 exons.